This is a messenger RNA of Erythranthe guttata (spotted monkey flower), 384 nucleotides long. Lineage: Eukaryota; Viridiplantae; Streptophyta; Magnoliopsida; Lamiales; Phrymaceae. The record is from RefSeq and is a predicted model, not a curated record.
AUGGCGAUGGUAGCGAGGAAUUCUCUCGGCCAAGUUUUGUGGUGGAAUGUGGUUAGAGUACAGGGAACAGUGAGCCCGGUCGAUGGCGAAGCUCACGCAGUGAUCCAAACGGUCCUACAAGCGGCUAAUCAUGGAUGGCCCGAUAUUAUAGUGGAAGGCGACAAUUUACGUGUUAUUAAAUCUAUGCAAGAAGAUGAGAGCUCCCUCGCUUCUUACGGAGCCUAUCUAGACGAUAUUAAAAUUCUUGCCAUUACUUUUCGUAGUUGUUCUUUCUCAUUUGUAAAGCGUGGUUGCAACCAACUCGCUCAUGCUAUUGCUACCUCUUCAGUUUUGGAUUGUACGGAAGGAUAUUCUCUUCCUUCUAGUUUGGCUGAUUCAGCCUAA